This is a messenger RNA of Entrophospora sp. SA101, 480 nucleotides long. NCBI's taxonomy places the organism in Eukaryota, Fungi, Glomeromycota, Glomeromycetes, Entrophosporales, Entrophosporaceae. The record is from the annotation of a GenBank genome assembly.
AUGUCAAACAUUGUUAGAUAUCCAAAAUAUUAUAAUAAAAUAUUACUGCCGUUUACUUUUAAACAUUAUAAUAAUAAGUUUUGUUUUGUUACGAGAAAUAGUAGUACUAGUUCAACAACAAUUGGACAACCAGUACAACCAAAGAGAUCAAAUGGCGUUGGUGGAUUUCGUGGAGGAAUAAUUGGAUUCUUAUUGGGUUUAACUGUUGCAGGCGGUACUGGAUAUUUUUAUUUAUUGGAAGAGUAUAAAUUGGCUUCUAGUAUUUCUCUUGAUACAGUCGAAGAACUUCAAAAAUCUACAGACAAGGUACGUGAUUAUGCUAAAAAAAUUGAAACAAUAGAAUCUGAAUUAAACGCUCUUCAAUCAGUUGCUGCUACUACAGAUCAAAUCAAAGAAUUAAGAAGUGAAUAUAGGAAAUUAUAUGAUAAUCUUAAUAUACAACAUCUUGAACUUAAAGCAUAUGUUUGGGGCCUUGGUUAG